This is a messenger RNA of Zea mays, 2081 nucleotides long. Its product is annotated as protein DETOXIFICATION 16. Gene Ontology annotation, molecular function: xenobiotic transmembrane transporter activity; antiporter activity. Gene Ontology annotation, cellular component: membrane. Bases 282 to 1718 code for a protein of 478 amino acids. Gene Ontology annotation, biological process: xenobiotic detoxification by transmembrane export across the plasma membrane. Lineage: Eukaryota; Viridiplantae; Streptophyta; Magnoliopsida; Poales; Poaceae. The record is from RefSeq and is a predicted model, not a curated record. The transcript is spliced from 7 exons.
GACAUGACAUAUUAUCAUUGGAUCGGUGUUUUCACGGUUAGUUCCUAUCAUCAGUUCGUCACCCAUUUGAACCUUGCUGGCAAGUCUAUUUGUCGUUUAAUUGGUCUUGGGGCGAUUGCUGCAUCAGCCAAAAAACUCUUUCCCAACAUCACCAGCAAGCAUGUAUAAAUUAGUUUUUGCUCAAUCACGCGUCAGAAAUGUAUAAAAUAGUUAGAUGAGGGACGUUUCUGCGCCAUUCUUGCCUACCCUUCUCGCUCAGUGAAGCACGAGCGAGGUCAGUAAUGGAGGCGGCGCUCCUCGCGGCCGCAGGCACCGGUAGGAAGGAUGGUGGUAGUGAGGAGAGCGGUGUGGUGUGCGAGGUGAAGAAGCAGUUGUACCUCGCCGGGCCGCUCGUGGUCGGGUUCCUCCUGCAGAACACGGUCCAGAUGGUGUCCGUCAUGUUCGUCGGCCACCUUGGGGAGCUCGCGCUGGCCAGCGCCUCCCUGGCCACCUCCUUCGCCGGCGUCACCGGCUUCAGCUUGCUGGCAGGCAUGGCGUGCAGCCUGGACACGCUGUGCGGGCAGGCCUUCGGUGCGCGGCAGCACCACCUGCUGGGCGUCCACAAGCAGCGGGCCAUGCUGGUGCUUGCUCUCGUGAGCGUCCCGGUGGCGCUGGUGUGGGCCUACACCGGCGACAUCCUGGCGUGGUGCGGGCAGGACCCGGAGAUCGCGGCGGGGGCCGGCAGCUACAUCCGGUGCCUGAUCCCGGCCAUGGUCGUGUACGGGGCGCUGCAGUGCCACGUCCGGUUCCUGCAGACGCAGAACCUGGUGGUGCCUGUGAUGCUGAGCUCCGGCGCCACCGCGCUGUGCCACCCGGCCGUCUGCUGGCUGCUGGUGCGCGGGCUCGGGCUGGGCUGCAACGGCGCCGCGCUGGCCAACGCCGUCUCCUACCUCGCCAACCUCUCCUUCUUGGCCGUCUAUGUCAGGGUGGCUCCGGCCUGCAAGGCCACCUGGACGGGCUUCUCGGCGGAGGCGUUCCGCGGCGUCCCCGAUUUCCUCAGGCUCGCCGUGCCGUCGGCUGUCAUGGUGUGCAUGGAGUGGUGGUCCUUCGAGCUCCUGGUGCUACUGUCCGGACUGCUCCCCAACCCCAAGCUGGAGACGGCCGUGCUGUCCAUCUGCUUGAACACUAGCUCAUUGGCGUUCAUGGCCCCUCUUGGACUUGGUGCUGCCAUAAGCACGCGUGUGUCGAACGAGCUUGGAGCAGGGCGGCCUCACGCAGCCCGACUGGCGGCCCGGGUGGUGGUGCUUCUGGCGCUCAUCGUGGGCACGUCGGAAGCUCUGGUCAUAGUGCUGGUACGCGACCUGUGGGGGUACGCGUACAGCAGCGAGGAGGAAGUGGCCAGGUACACCGCCAGGAUGAUGCCGGUCCUCGCCGUGUCCGUCAUGCUCGACGGCCAGCAGUGCGUGCUCUCAGGUGUAGUGAGGGGCUGUGGCCGCCAGAAGGCCGGCGCUUUCAUCAACCUUGCCGCCUACUACCUCGCCGGUAUCCCUGCCGCGCUCGCUUUCGCCUUCGUGCGCCGUCUCGCGGGAAUGGGCCUCUGGUUCGGGAUCUUGUGCGGCCUGGUGGUGCAGAUGCUCUCGCUGCUCUCCGUUACCUUAUGCACCGACUGGAACAAGGAAGCACUGAAGGCGAAGAACAGAGUCUUCAGUGUGGCUCUUCCUGCAGACAUGGAAACAUGAGAUUCUGUCUGGGAUUGCCAGACACCUGUUCAUGUUGCUGUGAAUUUCUCCAGCAGGCUCAACCGGAUUGAUCAUUAGUUAAUUGAUAAUUGAUCAGUGACUGUCUGUCUAUUCCGGAAGAAGGAUUAAACAUAGUUGGAUGAAGGAUAAAAUUUCUGAACGAGUCUAGUACCAGUUUGGAGUGCAGAUGGAUAUUUUCAUCGAAUGUGGCGUCGUAGGACACAUAAGCUUCUUCUCUCGAUCAUACAUCUAAAUUAAGCACUUGCUAUGCCCUUUAUAUAUAUAUAGAGUACUAUAAUAUCCGAGACAAUCCAUUGUUUUAAACAGAACUGAAGUUCAUGUGUGUUAUAUGGACGAAGAUUA